AUGACAACCGCUGCCCAGACGCAAACUAAGAGGGAGGGCGAUAUUUCUGACUCCUUUGUCUCGUUGUCUGGCACUGCUAGGCCGCCUCUUCCUCAAAAAUUCCUGGAGCUUAAGAAAACUUUGGUUCACGGUCUUGAGAAUCAUGUAAUCGAUAGUUGGAAUAGACUUCUCGCAGAGCUCAAACGAGAGAACAAAACAAUCGCCGAAGGAGGUCCUGCAGUUAUUCCAAGUGUCAGUUUUAAAAGUUUAGACAAAGAUCUUGCCAAAUUCCGGGGCGAAAUUGAGAAGAGAGGCGUCGCCGUUAUCAGGGGGGUGCUUCCGGAAGAUGAGGCCCGGUCGUUCAAAUAUGAAAUCGAAGAGUAUGUGAGACAGAAUCCCCAAACAAAAGCUUUCCCGCCGCACGACCCUCAAGUAUAUGAAUUAUAUUGGUCUGCACCGCAACUUCGUGCUCGGGCACAUCCGAACCUGCUCAAAGUCCAAGUGGCUCUCAUGAAACUGUGGCGCACAUCGGAUCCCGAAAGCCCUAUAUCUACGUCGCAGCCAUUAUCAUAUGCCGACAGACUCCGUAUCAGGCAACCUGGUGAUGCUAGUUUUGCCUUGGGCCCGCAUAUCGACGGAGGCAGUGUCGAAAGAUGGGAGUUGAACGGAUAUGGCCGUGGUGGUGUGUAUGAUAAGAUAUUUGAAGGCUCUUGGGAAGAGUACGACCCAUGGGAUGCUAGCACGCGAGUAUCCGCUGUCGUUGAUAAUUACAACGGGCUAGGCGCCUGCUCGAUGUUCCGAAUGUUCCAAGGAUGGCUGAGUAUGAGCACCACACAGCCAUUCGAGGGAACGCUAAUGGUGACUCCGGCGAUCAAACUCUCGACCGCAUAUUUACUACUUCGUCCCUUUUUCCGUCCCAUUAAGGAUCUUGGUCAAGCAUCUCCUGAAGCUUACCUUGCGGCAGAGAAUUGGGAAUAUGCAGGCGCCGACAUGACGAGCGAGCUCCAUGGCGCGACUCCUGGACACGGUCAAGAGUUAGAUGAUAUUCUUCACCCGCACCUGGACCUUGGGAAUACUAUGGUGCACGUCCCGAAUAUCAAGCCAGGUGACUAUGUAAUAUGGCAUUGCGAUUCCAUCCAUGCCGUUGAUAAAGUUCACAAGGGAAAGUCGGACUCCAGUGUGUUGUAUAUACCAGUCUGCCCAUUGACCGAGAUGAAUGCAAGGUAUCUAGUACGGCAGAGGGAUGCUUUCUUGAACGGUACCCCUGGCCCUGAUUUUCCGGGCGGGAGAGGAGAAGCCGACCACAUCAAUAGGCAGACCCAAUUGCAUCUUCGCUCGUAUGCUACCACCGACGGGUUACGGGCUUUCGGGUUUGAAAGGCUAGUAGCAGACGCGACGGAUACCAGCGGAGCAAAAGCAAUUACUUCGAUGGCGAAUGAGAUUCUGGGAUUCUAA
Molecule: messenger RNA, 1434 nt
Organism: Daldinia caldariorum
Lineage: Eukaryota; Fungi; Ascomycota; Sordariomycetes; Xylariales; Hypoxylaceae
Product: DUF1479-domain-containing protein
Exons: 3
Coding region: 1-1434 (477 amino acids)
Source: RefSeq, a predicted model, not a curated record